AUGGAUCCUGAUGGGGGGAGUUCAUCAACAGUUAGCACAGGAGUGCAGGAAAUUCCAGGACAUUCAACACAACAUGGUGCAUUCUAUCAGUUUACACAGCAGAACCUUCCUGCAUGUAAACCUGUGCUUACACCUGCAGCAGUCAUUGCUACCUUUCUAUUGAUGGGUAUCAUUUUCAUUCCAGUUGGACUUGUCACGCUUCGUGCCUCAAAUAGUGUUGUUGAAAUUGUUGAUAGGUAUGACAUGGAUUGUGUACCUGAAGAAUUUAGAAGUAACAAGGUUACAUAUAUUAAAGAUGUCUCAAUCCCCAAAAACUGUUCACGAUUCUUAAAGGUACUUAAGCCAAUGAAAGCACCAAUUUAUAUCUACUAUCAGCUUGAUAACUAUUACCAGAACCACCGACGGUAUGUCAAAAGUAGAAGUGACCUGCAGCUCUUACAUGGACUUGGAUACAAUGACACCAGUUCUUGUAAACCUUUAGAGUCCUCCCAUGAUCUUCCAGUUGUACCUUGUGGGUUGAUAGCAUGGAGUUUGUUCAAUGAUACAUAUAAAUUCAGUCGUGGGCCAUCAGAAUUGAAGGUUAAUAGGAAGAAUAUUGCUUGGAAGAGUGAUCGUGAUCAUAAAUUUGGAAAAAAUGUUUACCCAUUUAAUUUUCAAAAUGGGACUUUGAUUGGGGGUGGAAAGCUGGAUCCAAGUAUUCCUCUUGGUGAUCAAGAAGAUCUCAUUGUUUGGAUGAGGACUGCUGCACUACCCAGCUUCAGAAAGUUAUAUGGGAGAAUUGAAGAGGAUUUGGAUGCAGAUGAUGUUAUUGUAGUCCACCUAAAAAAUAACUAUAACACUUACAGUUUUGGUGGAAAGAAGAAGCUUGUUCUGUCAACAUCAAGCUGGCUGGGUGGAAAAAAUGACUUCCUUGGAGUUGCAAAUUUAUUUGUUGGUGCCUUUUGCAUAUUGAUCUCCAUCAUCUUCCUGUUGCUUCAUGUGAAAAAUCCUAGGCCUUACGGGGACACGGCCUACCUAUCUUGGAAUAGGAAAAACAUUGCUAGCUGA
Sphenostylis stenocarpa is the source of this 1047-nucleotide messenger RNA. The record is from the annotation of a GenBank genome assembly. NCBI's taxonomy places the organism in Eukaryota, Viridiplantae, Streptophyta, Magnoliopsida, Fabales, Fabaceae.